AUGUCUCAAAAACCAGUUGUCGGCCUCCUGGGAGGGGGCCAGCUGGGUCGCAUGCUCUGCGAGGCAGCAGGACCCCUUGGCUUCCCCAUUGCCAUACUUGACGAGGGAAAUAGUCCUGCUAAGCAGGCCCUCCACGGCCCGCAUGUUGAUGGCUCCUUCAAGGACCCUCAGAAAAUCCGCGAGCUCGCCAGGAAGUGCGACGUACUCACCGUCGAGAUUGAGCACGUCGACACUGAGGUUCUGGAGGAGAUUGCUACCAAGGGCGUCGAGGUGCAAGGGUCUAUGAAGAAGAUCCCGGUGCACCCCUCGUGGGAGACGAUCCGCCUGAUCCAGGACAAGUUCCUCCAGAAGGAGCACUACAGGAAACACAAGCUGCCGAUCGCGGAGCAGGUGGCCAUCGAGUCGGGAGACGCCAUGUUGUCAUCGCUUAAGGAGGCAGGACGCAAGUUUGGAUAUCCCCUGAUGCUCAAGGCACGAAAGGGAUCCUACGAUGGUCGAGGGAACUUUAAAAUCUCAAGCGAGGCAGACCUAGAGCAGGCCGUCAAGGAACUUGGCUCAUUGUCGCUGUACGCUGAGAAGUGGUGCAAAUUCGUCCAGGAGCUCGCCGUCAUGGUCGUCAGGACAGAGGACGACGAAGGAAACCUGAAAUCCCUGGCAGCAUACCCUGCCGUUGAGACCAUCCACGAGGACAGCAUCUGCACCAAGACCUUCAUGCCGCCUAGGAAUGUGUCGGACGAAAUCUGUGAGAAGGCUAGAGAAACAGCACGCCAAGUCAUCUCGACAAUCUCUGGGAGGGGUGUCUUUGCCGUCGAGAUGUUUUUGCUGGAGGACGGCUCCAUUUUGGUCAACGAGGUCGCGCCGAGGCCUCAUAAUUCCGGCCAUUACACCAUCGAGGCCGUCCCUUACUUUUCGCAGUACAAGGCCCAGCUGUACGCCCUUCUGGAUCUGCCCAUACCAAAACAGCUGAAGCCCCGGGUUGCUUCUGCCAUCAUGAUAAAUAUCCUUGGUGGCGCCAGGCCCGAGUCCCACAAUGACCUUGUAGAGACGGCGACACGUUCGUUCGAAGACGAAGUUGACGUCUACGUUCACCUUUACGGCAAGGCCAGCAAGCCCGGAAGAAAGAUUGGCCACAUCACCAUCACAUCAGAGCUUGGGAUCGCAGAGCUGCAGAAAAAAUCAGAGCAUCUGUUCGUUCUGGCUGAUGCGAUGCGGGCAGAGCGUCUCAAGGCGGAGUCUGCGCAAUUGAGGCCACAAGAAUCAGUUGUCAAGUCGGGCCCCGGUGCACCAGCUAAGACGGAUGCACUGGUGCUCGUCACCAUGGGGUCGGAUUCGGAUUUGCCUGUAAUGAAGGCAGGUCUUGACAUCCUGAAGCAGUUUGGGGUGCCGUACGAAGUGAGGAUCACGUCUGCGCACAGGACGCCGAACCUGAUGGGGGAUGUGGCUGCCGAGGCUGCAGGUCGCGGAAUCAAGGUAGCCAUUGCUGCGGCCGGCGGCGCUGCCCAUCUGCCUGGCAUGUUUGCAUCCCACUGUCCCAUCCCAGUCAUCGGUGUGCCCGUCAAGGCGACUCACCUGGAUGGACAAGACAGCCUUCUCAGCAUCGUGCAAAUGCCCAGGGGCGUCCCAGUGGCCACGGUUGGCAUCAACAACUCGACCAACGCGGCGCUUCUUGCCAUCCGCAUGCUCGGGUCCUUUAUUCCUAAGUACCAGGACCAGAUGAAGAGCUACCAGCAGGAAAUGGAGGAUGCCGUCCUGGCCAAGGAUGAAGAGCUACGUGGUAUCGGGUAUGAGUCUUACCUCGCCAAAAUGGGUAAGAAGGCGAAUACCGUGCAAGAUGGAAUCCCGAAACGGACGAUGGCUCCAUGCGGUUGUGACAAAGUCUCCAUUUUGAGGGGCAACGGGGCCACGAGAGGUCUGUGUUGCCCUCCCAAGAUUGUGAGAGGCAGGGGGCAAAAGAGAUGA
This is a messenger RNA of Pyricularia pennisetigena, 1959 nucleotides long. RefSeq lists its product as uncharacterized. NCBI's taxonomy places the organism in Eukaryota, Fungi, Ascomycota, Sordariomycetes, Magnaporthales, Pyriculariaceae. The record is from RefSeq and is a predicted model, not a curated record. Gene Ontology annotation, molecular function: ATP binding; metal ion binding; phosphoribosylaminoimidazole carboxylase activity. The coding region runs from base 1 to 1959 and encodes 652 amino acids. The transcript is spliced from 4 exons. Gene Ontology annotation, biological process: 'de novo' IMP biosynthetic process.